This is a messenger RNA of Rotaria sp. Silwood2, 357 nucleotides long. NCBI's taxonomy places the organism in Eukaryota, Metazoa, Rotifera, Eurotatoria, Philodinida, Philodinidae. The record is from the annotation of a GenBank genome assembly.
AUGGCAACAACAACUGAAGAUUGUGGUAGUACAACAAUUACUAUAGCUGAAACUGAUCAAGCUGCUCGUCCACAUUCACCAACACUGAUACUUGAAUUGCAUCGUCCAACUGAAACUGGUCCACGAGUUCGUUGGUCUGAAGGAACUGUUGAUAAUGAGUAUAUGAAUAAAAAAAAGUCAAAAUGUUGUUGUAUAUAUACAAAACCACAUGAUCCUCAAACAAAUGAUGAUAAAAUAACUGAAGUUGAUGAAUAUAAUAAUUGUCAACAUUGUCGAUAUCAUACAGAAUCGGAUUAUGCAGCUAAAUCAGAAGAACGUCAACCGAAAGUUAAAUUAAUUAUUGGUCAACCAAAAUAA